GGAGGACCCGGCGCGGCGCAGAGGUCUCUGAACGUGAACCCCUGGGCGGUGCGUUCUCCUCGCCGCCGCGAGUUGCGGCCACGGGCGCACGGGAGCUCUGAGUUCGUGCGUCCGGGCAGAGGCAGAGCAGUGGUCCGGUUCUGUUUUCUUUUGUCCGGCUGGGUUGCGGGGAGAGCAAGGGACCCGGAUUUCUUGUUGCAAUAGAACAGCUGGCCGGGUCCGGCGGCCGCCUGCGCUGACCGUCCGCCCGUCGUCGCCGCAGGCAGCCAGCCCGCCGUCAUGACCGACCACCUGAUGCUCGCCGAAGGUUACCGCCUGGUGCAGCGACCGCCGCCCGCCGUGCCCGCCCACGGCCCCCAGGCGCUCCGGACGCUGCAGCCGUAUGCGGGCGCGGGCUUGGACAGCGGGUUGCGGCCACGGGGGGCUCCGUUGGGCCCGCCGCCGCCCCAACCGGGGGCCCUGCCGUACGGGGCUUUCGGGCCGCCGCCUGCCUUUCAGCCCUUUGCGGCUGGGCCGCCAGCGGCCGCCGGCAGCGCGCACCUGCAGCCCGUGACGACGAUGUACCCCGGCCGCGCGACCGCGCCCUCCGGCGCUCCGGGAUGUCCCCCGGGCCUGCAGCCGGCGCCGGGAUCCCCGGCCCCGCCGCCGCCCGUGCACGCCCUGGGCGGCAUGGACGCCGAACUCAUCGACGAGGAGGCGCUGACGUCGCUGGAGCUCGAACUCGGAUUGCACCGCGUGCGCGAGCUGCCCGAGCUCUUCCUGGGCCAGAGCGAGUUCGACUGCUUCUCGGACUUGGGGUCUGGGCCGCCCGCCGGCUCUGUGAGCUGCUGAGCGCGGCCCACCGCUUCCUUGGUGCGCCCGAGAGGAGAAGGGAGCCUGCCCGCCAGACUGCUCACCCAGCGUCUGGGCUCGCACGCACCCUCCGUGAGGGUGGAGGCAGCGGGCCAGUGCACGGAGUUAACGCCGGCUGGGACACCUGGCGCCACUCCCGCCCUGCCUCCUGCUGGAUGAGAGUUUGGCAUCGCUUCUCUGACCAGGAGCCUCAUCGGUAAAAAGGGCACUGGAUCCCCUUCGGACUCCAUGUUCUUGGAUUCUGUGUCCUCUCCUCUCGACUGUCCCCCCUCUCUCCCCCAAUCUGAGCCAUUCCAGGCCUCUGCCUGGUUCCCCCUCUCUCCUUUGGGUCACUGGGUCCCUGGAGCUGCGCAUUUACUGGGACCUCUACUCCCGCUGCCUGGGCCCUGAGGUCUAUGGGCCUCCCGCCUUGGGGAGGGGAAGAUUGUACAUACAGCCCCUGCAGAGUGGAGCGAUGCCCCAUCUGGCCUCCAAAAAACAAAAUAAAACUGGGUCACUUUACA
Molecule: messenger RNA, 1355 nt
Organism: Myotis myotis
Lineage: Eukaryota; Metazoa; Chordata; Mammalia; Chiroptera; Vespertilionidae
Gene: CITED4
Product: Cbp/p300 interacting transactivator with Glu/Asp rich carboxy-terminal domain 4
Exons: 1
Coding region: 280-831 (183 amino acids)
Biological process (GO): regulation of DNA-templated transcription
Cellular component (GO): nucleus
Source: RefSeq, a predicted model, not a curated record